AUGAGUUCGGUGGACGUGUUUUACUUUCAACCCAGCUACCCGUCGUAUUACGGCCAACCAACGGGUGGUUCUUCCUUCGAGACGGCCUUCCUCGAUGGGUAUUCGAGCUUCCCGGCCAGUAGUGUAGAGACCAGUCCAUCGCAGACUUCUGUGACGACCGGUGACUACUUCCUGCGACGUCCCGAGUCCUGCCAGAGCGGUGAAAGCGCUUCAAGUUUCGAGGAUCCACGAUUGCGGUUGCUGCACAGCCCACCAACGUUUGACGAUGGCAGUGGUACCGGAUCUGAGGAAAGUGAUAUCCUGCCGACAGCGACGGUUAAGCGAAGGAGCAGGAAGUCCGGUGCGGUCCCGACGGUAGUGAGAAAGACGCGACGGUUGGCGGCCAAUGCCCGUGAGAGGAAACGCAUGAAGGGCUUGAACGAGGCGUUCGACAGGUUGCGACAGUAUCUGCCCUCGCUGGGGAACGACCGGCAGCUGUCGAAGCACGAGACCCUUCAAAUGGCACAAUCGUACAUCAGCGCGCUGGUGGAGCUUCUGGACUGA
Molecule: messenger RNA, 543 nt
Organism: Anopheles nili
Lineage: Eukaryota; Metazoa; Arthropoda; Insecta; Diptera; Culicidae
Product: protein atonal-like
Exons: 1
Coding region: 1-543 (180 amino acids)
Molecular function (GO): protein dimerization activity
Source: RefSeq, a predicted model, not a curated record